AUGGAUCACUUAGGGGCGCACCACCUCCACCAGAGCCACGCCGAGCCCAUCAGCUUCGGGAUCGACCAGAUCCUCAACAACCCGGACCAAGGCAGCUGCAUGAUCUCGAACGCGCGGCUGCAGGAGGCGGCGGACUACGGCCUGGGAGGAUGCGUGGUGAGCAGCGCCUACAACCCCAUGGCCGGCCACUACGGCUCGUCCGGCGGAGGCGGCGGCGGAGGCGGCGGGUCCUCCUCGGCCGGGGCUUACAACAACAGCGGGGCUUGCAGCAUGGCUUCCCUGGCGGGCUCUUACAACAUGAACCUGGGGGUCGGGGCCAUGAACGGGAAUAACCUCAACUCGGCCGGGGGCGUGAUCCGGGUGCCGGCGCACCGACCCCUGGCCGGAGGGGUCCACCAGCCGCUCUCCACCGCCAUGCCCACCGUCCCGUCUGUGAACAACCUCACGGGGCUGACGUUCCCCUGGAUGGAAAGCAACAGGCGGUACACCAAGGACAGGUUCACAGGUCACCCCUACCAGAACCGGACGCCCCCCAAGAAGAAGAAGCCCCGCACCUCCUUCACCCGCCUGCAGAUCUGCGAGCUGGAGAAGCGCUUCCACCGCCAGAAGUACCUGGCCUCGGCCGAGCGGGCGGCUCUCGCCAAGGCCCUGAAGAUGACCGACGCCCAAGUCAAGACGUGGUUCCAGAACAGGAGGACAAAGUGGAGGCGGCAAACGGCAGAGGAGCGGGAAGCAGAGCGGCAGCAAGCCAAUCGCAUCCUCAUGCAGCUUCAGCAAGAGGCCUUUCAGAAGACCAUCAAUCAGCCCAUACAAGCCGACCCCAUCUGUGUUCACAACUCCUCCCUCUUUGCCCUCCAGAACCUCCAGCCCUGGUCAGACGACUCUUCCAAGAUUACCAGCGUUACGUCUGUAGCCUCUGCCUGUGAGUGA
Molecule: messenger RNA, 930 nt
Organism: Elgaria multicarinata webbii
Lineage: Eukaryota; Metazoa; Chordata; Lepidosauria; Squamata; Anguidae
Gene: TLX1
Product: T cell leukemia homeobox 1
Exons: 3
Coding region: 1-930 (309 amino acids)
Biological process (GO): regulation of transcription by RNA polymerase II; animal organ development
Cellular component (GO): nucleus
Molecular function (GO): RNA polymerase II cis-regulatory region sequence-specific DNA binding; DNA-binding transcription factor activity, RNA polymerase II-specific
Source: RefSeq, a predicted model, not a curated record